Molecule: messenger RNA, 2011 nt
Organism: Cuscuta campestris
Lineage: Eukaryota; Viridiplantae; Streptophyta; Magnoliopsida; Solanales; Convolvulaceae
Source: the annotation of a GenBank genome assembly
GGAAAAUUAUGAUCUCUCCAGCUGAGAAGGAUGAAGAUAUGUAUGGAAGAAGUGAGCAAAUACAGAGCCUUAUUCCUCACAACUUAAAUUCCCUUCCAAAUCUAGGGCUCAUUUCCCUAAAUUCAUCAUCCAUCACAUUCGAUUCACCAUCUCCUCUCUUGCAAUUGAAACCGCACAUAUAUAAAUCCGGCAUCGGAUCCCAUGAGCUUCUCUGCUCACAGUUCAGUGCUUUCAGGAAGGAGGAAGAACCCUAAGCACUAUAACAAUGGUGUUGAUCUACGGACCCUUAACACCUGGCCAGGUGUCGUUCUUUAUCGGAAUCGUACCCCUUAUCGCGGCUUGGUUGUAUUCGGAGUACUUGGAGUACAGCAGGAUUCUCGCUUCUUCCAAACUCAGGCAUUCUGAUACCCAUUUGGUGGAGGUAGGCAAGGAAGCAGAUAAAGAAGAAGAAGAAGAAGUCGAUGAAUCUGCUCUGUUGGAGAGAGGCAUUGGCAUCCACUCAGCUCCUCCAAGAGCCCACAUUUCAUCAUCAGUAACAUCUCAAGUUUUCAGGUUCUUCUUGAUGGAUAAAACAUUCUUGCUUGAAAACCGGUUGAUUUUGAGAGCUACAUCAGAGCUUGGUGCUCUUUUGUUCUAUUUCUACGUUUGUGACCGUACCAAUCUUUUCAAUGAAUCAAGAAAGAAUUAUAAUCGGGACCUUUUCCUGUUCCUUUACCUCCUAUUCAUCAUAGUUUCUGCAAUAUCUUCUUUUAAGAUCCACCAUGAUAAAUCCCCAUUCUCUGGGAAAUCCUUGAUGUACUUAAACAGGCAUCAGACAGAGGAGUGGAAAGGUUGGAUGCAGGUAUUGUUCCUGAUGUAUCAUUACUUCGUUGCUGCAGAGUUUUAUAAUGCUAUUAGAGUGUGUAUAGCUGCUUACGUAUGGAUGACUGGAUUCGGGAAUUUUGCAUACUAUUAUAUCCGAAGAGAUUUUAGCAUAGCACGAUUCGCUCAGAUGAUGUGGCGGCUUAAUUUUUUGGCGUUCUUUUGCUGCAUUGUUCUAAACAACAACUACAUGCUGUACUACAUAUGUCCAAUGCAUACUCUUUUCACUUUGAUGGUUUAUGGUGCAUUGAGUAUUUUUAACAAAUACAAUGAAAAUGGCUCUGUGAUGGCUACCAAGAUCGUGGCUUGCUUUGUUGUUGUCAUACUGAUCUGGGAGAUACCUGGAAUGUUUGACCUUAUUUGGAGCCCUUUCACAUUUUUACUUGGGUAUGCUGACCCGGAUCCUUCUAAACAAAAAUUGCCAUUGUUGCACGAAUGGCAUUUCCGAUCUGGCCUCGACCGUUACAUAUGGAUCAUUGGGAUGAUAUAUGCAUACUUCCACCCUACAGUGGAGAUGUGGAUGGAGAAACUUGAGGAAACAGAAGUGAAGCGACGAAUAACUAUUAAAACUGUUGUUGCACUAACUUCACUGGCGAUUGGAUACAUGUGGUAUGAGCACGUAUACAAGCUCCCGAAGAUCACGUACAAUGAAUAUCAUCCGUAUACAUCGUGGAUUCCAAUAACAGUUUUCAUUUGCUUAAGGAAUCUCACCCAGUCACUACGCAGCUACUCAUUGACACUUAUAGCAUGGCUCGGGAAGAUAACUUUGGAGACUUACAUCUCACAGUUUCACAUAUGGUUAAGGUCCGGCGUGCCAGAUGCUCAACCCAAAAGGCUGCUAUGCUUCAUCCCGAAGUACCCAUUGCUGAACUUCAUGCUUACAACUGUCAUUUCUGUUGUUGUUUCUUAUCGGCUAUUUGAAUUGACGAAUACAUUAAAAGGUGCACUUAUUCCAAGCAAAGACAACAAACGUCUGCUCUAUAACGCAAUCGCUGCCUUAUUGAUUGGAUGUUCCAUAUACACACUUUCUUGUGUGUAUUUGAGGCUAUCUCAGAUAAUGAUAUAGAAAAUUUGAGACGCAAUGCACGAGAAGAGGCUCGAUGAUAUCUUCCACUGUGUGUCUGUGCUUUAUUAUAAGCACUUAAUUGGA